AUGGCGCCUGAUUACCUAGGUGCUCCUCAGCCCAAUCAUGGGUCCGGAGGAGGAGGAGUUUCCUCAUCAAGCAAUGGGAAUGUUCGGGAUCGAUCACCUUCGGAGACGUUUCGUGGUGGGAAAUGGUUCGCCCAAAAUUUCGGAGGAGGAAGUAUAUUCAAUAUGUACAAGAGAAGGAGCGAACAGGACGUCGAUUUGGUGAAUAAUCAGUCAAGCUAUUUCAGAUUUCGUCGCACCAGUACCGCUUCAGGUGAAGAUGCUGAAGCAGGUACUACUGGAAAGACGUCAGCUGGUGCUUCAAGAGAUCAUGGUAGCCCGAGUCGUGGGACAGGUGGAACAAGAGCUUCCAAGAGUAGCAAGGCUCCUGGUGGCAUAGGCGCAAAAAGAACGAACUCAGGCUUGUUGCUUUCCUCUUUGCGAAGCAGCAUAGUGAACUUUUACAAACAGGAUUCUGGACACGGGAAUGACGAUGACGAUCAUGGUGCUCAUGGACAGUCAAACGACUCGUCGUCUGCAACGAAAAAAGGGAAGCCGUGGUUUCUGCGGGAUGAAGGACACAUCCUUUACAUGGCUGGCGAUACUGUCGAUACACUAGCUUCCGCGUCUCCGAUCUCAGUGGCGCUGCAAAUCAUCCUCUCCGUUCUCAUUGGUCUUUUAGUAGGUGCCAUGUGGAGUUUGACGCUGUUUGCUAGUCGAGUUUUACCAAUCUGGUAUGAAGAGUGGGUCGUGGAAUUGGACGGCACUAAGGGAAAAGCAGAUCGGAAGUUCACCUACUACGCGAUGUGGAUGGCUCUGGCAACGCUGGUUAGCGGAACGGCUGUGGCUCUGGUACUACGUGUUUUUAGUUAAUAACUAUGACCUGAAGCAGCUGAACUUGGAGGAAUUUUAGAAGUACCUUUCUUGCCAUCUAAACCUUUCUUAUCCUACAAUUCUAUCAGGGACGCACGCUUAUUCCGCAUAUUAUCGCUGACGGCUUUAUCGCGACGAACGUGCACAUGGCUAUAUGCGCUGGGAUCCCUUCAGAAGUCAUCUAUUUGCGAGGACCCCUUUCGGCGGUGUACGCUGGAAUAGGGAGCGUGCUUGGUACCAAGAACUAGAUUUGCAGCUUUGAUGUUAUAUUCAAUUGUUCAAUUAAUAUGUUGCUUGAAAUUGUUUUACAACCAGAAUCGUGCAUAUUUUCAACAGCUAAGUCAAACUUUCGACAAGAAAUAGAAACGGAUCAUGUGCAGUUAAGUACAUCAAAGCAACGAUUUUCCAUCUGCAUCGUAAAAAUCCUCAGAUGUCGAGGGCCCUUUCCGGCAUGUGGCUGGAGCGUGUGGAAGCGCGCUGGCGACGUUCGCUCGGGCGCGCUUCCCGGAUCAGUUUAGCAUUGAUUCUUUCACCACCUGGAUCUUAGUGGGAAUGGCGAGUGGGGUAGGCUGCUCGUUUUCGAACCCAAUCGCGGGUGGAGUCUACGCCAUUGAAACCUUAGUGCAUAUGGACAUGCGAAAAUUGAACGGUUGCUUCAUUUUGGUCGGGAUAGCCGCUAUCAGUGCGGGUUUUAGUGCCAAUUUGCUCACAGAGUAUCUCGGAGAGAACGUGCGAACGCACUACCAGUACGCGUGGCACAGUCUUGCAAUCCCCAUGCCCACUGAUUUCACGCUCGGUGCGAAGAUCCUAGGUUUCGUAGUGGGUGUGGGGUCUGGGUUUAUCAGUUUCGCGUUCUCCACAUGUGUGAACCAUGUGCAUUUGUGGUGUUUAGAGCGGCCCGGGUGGAAUCUAUGCAGUCAGUGGCGUAGAGGAGAAGAAGAGACGGGAAAGGUUGACCCCACUGAACAGCAACUGAGGGAGAAGAUAAGACGAGAGUUCUUCAAUGUGGGGACGUACGCUUCUUGGACAGGGUACGAUCCAGUCCCGGCUAAAAGACCGGCUCUUCAUAGUGGAGAUAGCGAUUCAGAUAUGUCGUCGACUACAUCUUCAUCCGGCGAGCCUGGCGGCGGUGUUAUCACAAAACUCUUGUCCUGUUCCUGUUUGUGCACUAGAAGGUGUAGGAGAGCUUGCUCAAGGCAUAUAAUUGCCAGGGUCUGGGAACCGAUUAGAAGCCGUAUAGACACGUUCUGCAUUUACCUGUGGGGACCACUCAUUGGUUUCCCAGUAGGUCUCUUCACAAGUGGCGUCGCAGCACUGGCUGUGUAUAUCACGACCGUGCAGCUUUCAUCUGGCGGACGGGGGUCUACUGGAGGUGUUGCGCCGCUGUUGACGUUCCCAGGCUUGUUUGGUGGUUACGACGUGGUGUCGCAUAUUUUAACGCGAUAUAGUUGUCCUGAAUGGGCUCUGAUUGAAAAGGACUUGUCGGAAGCCGCCCUAAAUGCCCAAGUAGCCGCACAACAGCGAGAGUUUUUCUCGAGUGGCGGCACGACAAUGAUCGCCGCCUGGUCCAGCACAGAGGGUGCGGCAGGAAACAAUUAUCAGUUGCUCACAGUGAACGGCAUGGCGCAGAGCUCUGAGACGUGUCUCGAAGUCGGCGACUACGCUAUAGUCUUCGUGGCGUUUUUCGUGAAUAUGGUGCUCGCAACCGGCAUAGGGGGAUCCGGAGGAACCAUGCUGCCCUCCAUAGUACUCGGUGCAGCCUACGGCGGCUUCGUCAUGACAGUGUUGGAGCACAUCUUUCCCGCAGAAGCGGAUAGCCUUAGAAUAUGCACGAUUCUAGGGAUGGUAGGCGUUUUUGCGAGCAUAAACAAUCGGAUGCCGGUCACGGGUGUUUUGGUGAUCUACUUUGUAUCCGGCUUGGGUAAGGUUGGCUUCGUCGUCAAUUUUACAGCGCCGCUGCUGCUAUGUGGUACUUUUUACUUGUGUAUGGUUCUGGUAUUUGGUAACCUGAAUUUGAUCCUAAGGGUUCUCUUCUUGUUUUCCCUUAGGAUCGAACUCAGGUUACCAAAUACCAGAACCAAUCAACUUGACGAUUCUUGCAUACUUAGUUAAACGAAUUUCACAUUGUCAAGAAAUUCUUUUACUUGAUGAUUCUUGCGUUCUGAAACUACUUAAUUUCACAUGUUGAUUGUCAAGAUGAAUACAAAAGAGUUAGAGUUGUAGUGUCAAAGAUGAAAAAACAGUAGUUAAUAUUUCCAUCCUUGUUCCUCAAAGUUAGAGUACUGGCAGGCGUGUCUGACUCAGGCAUUGGCUUGUUGCACUACCCCUUCUUUCUCUCGCCCUCGAUAUGAACUACUUUUGCGGGUCCAAUUACUUCGAAAAGCUGAUUCCGAUAAGCUAAUCUCUCACUUUCCACCAGCCAUGGUCUCUGUGCUAGUGAGCACCUUUCUCGAGGAUCGGGAUUGGCACGUCAUGUGGAUGGGCAGUGAGGGUCUCGACGCGGACCUCGUUUGGCGCGACGGCAGCAGUGCCGUUUUAGGUGCCAAGCGCGCGUUAGAGAGUUCUCACGAUUGGAGCUAUCUUGGAGCUGUGGCUGAAGCACGUGAGCAGGAGAGUCGUCGCGACAUUACGCGUAAGGUUUUCCACUUUAUUCGGGCUGGGGAAACGACCAAGCUGCACACGCUCUUGAUCACGAAGAAGAUCGAUCCCUCAGACAUAAUAUUCGAUGAGAGCUGCCAGGCGACCGCAACGGCGGACGCAGCAAGGCUGGCAGCGCAUAUGAACAUGCUGACGGGGGGCGGCGCAGGGCCUUCGACAGGAUUAAGCGAUUCCACUGCGAGCGCGGUGAUGAAAAGGGCGAUGACAAGAGCUGGGACAGCGGCUUUGAUGCUAGAGGGCACGAAAACGCCGGCUGGAGAAAAGAUAAAGAGAACGCUCACCAGUGCGUAUUUGAAGGCACAGCAGAAGGCAUUAGCGGUUUGGCGCAUAGGAACUAGCGGAGUCGUAAAACGAGGAUCUGCUUAUGACGGAGAGCUCUCACCCGGAUCUAGCGCGUCGAGGAACAGGAGCGGAAGUCGACUUACCCCCUUAGGCUACGCGUGUAAGCUGCGACACGAGGGCAUAGUACAUUUGCUACUGCAGAAAAAGUGCGCGGCAGGUUUGGAAAGCGAGUGCGAGAGUCCAAUGACAAUCGCUGUGCGGAACCAUCUGACAGAAUCUGUGGCCAGACUACUAGCCUACGGCGCCAGGGUAGAUGACAGUGAUGCGCUGAUAGAAGCGUGUCAGGUCUACGCAGUAGAUGCGCUUGCGCAGAUCCUUGAUGCCAGUGCUCAGGCCUACACGAUGUUUCGAGGGGUCGAGUACUCUGAACGCGAACGUUUGGCCAACGAGAACGAGCGCGCAAACAGGGAGAAAGAAUCUUCUAAAGACCAAGAUAACGAGGCUGGUCCCAGUGGAGUUUCGAGCAAGCAGUUGCCUACACCUACUAGCCAUAGUUCCAACUCAGUGCGGAGUAGGCAGUUAGCAGCUUCGACCGAUCCAGGAGGCUUAAAGGCAAGACUUGAGAGUUGUUAUGGGGUAGAUUUCCUCAGUGGAGGUGGUUGCCGCGAUUCGUCUCAAUCUGUAGCUGCCGAUGACGUACCAAGUAUUGAAAACGGCGACAGCAGUCGAAAGGUGAAUGGAAUCUUCAGCUUCCCGAAGAGCUGGACUACGGAAGCGAAGGAACAAAAAAAAGUUCAUAGGCAUACUCCUACCUCUCCUGGAAUGGUAGACUUAGCUGGCGUUCAUUUAGGCAUACGGAACCCCACAGGCUUGAUGAAAGCACCAAAGCGCAUGAGUGAGGAUGAGGCGUUUGAGAUCGCGUCGCCAUCUUCAUCAAGAGGAGACGAUGCCGACGAUGAUCGUAGGAGAAAACUUGGAAAUAACAAUAAGGGGGAUGGCACGUAUAGCAAUAGUCUGGCCGAAAUCAAGGAAUUGGUGCAAAUGCGAGCAGAUGAGUUAGCAUUAGUCCCUGCGAGACCCUCUGAUAGCAACCUCGGUAGGCAAAACAGUGGCAGCAUUAACGGUACGGGCCCUUCUAGUGGCAAUUUAGAGUUUGACCCCUUGAUAACGGUUCUUGUAGCGAAGUACAAUCUCCCUACGGACAUCUUGUACAUCGUGAAGAGUCAUAGUGACCAGGAACAGAGCGAUAUUAGGGAUAUGCUGCAAGCUGCCGUUGCGAAGCUCGAUGCUAAAGACUUCCGCGAGAAGGAGGACGAGAACGCCAUGGUGUCUAGCAUGAGCUUAGCCGCGUCUACUUUCAACAACAGCCAUACGUCGGGCUGCAUCCCCCGAUUACCCCUGCAUUUGUAUCUCGUGAAACAUCGGAACGCCAAGGCCUUGAAGGACUUCCAACAACUGCCAGAAGCGCCGGUCUCGAUUGGCGACGCGGCUAAGACUUUGAGGUGGUACUUUGAGGAGCAGAUCGGGGGGGACGAGUACGAGGAGAUCUACGUUAAGAGCGGACGGGAGGAAAAGCUCUUGAAAGAAUUGAAAGAACUGAAAUGCGCUCUCGUUUGGAAAGGCGACUUCCUGUGUCGCGUAGCGAGGUCCGCACGGCUCGAAAUCAGGGCGCCGCCACCGGAUUCGGCGUCUUCAGGUGCUAGCGCAAGAGCCAUUCCCGAUGUGCACGUCAAUGGGCACGCCAAAGGCAUGGUGAUCAUGGAGCGCGUGCCCCUCUUAGACCCACCCGAGUUCGCGCGCCGUGGCCGCGGAAGUAUGCUGGACGAUCCAACAGGAGGUUCUGGCAAUCCAGUAGACUUUGGAGCCUUCGCUGCUGGAAUGAAUAGGGACAUGGGGUUUGCAUUUGCUCAGAAAGAUACUUCUAAGCAAGGUGGUGGAGUAGGAAGCUCUUUCGACGAGAAGAGAAAAGUAGCCGGCUUUGGUGCUGCUUUGUCAUCGCAUUUCUUGUUCGGGCAAGCAAAGAAGAAAGGAGGUCCUGGAGGAGAGCCAACGGGAAACUGGAAACAUUCCAAAAAUCGUCGUUCUACUUCAUCUGGCCAUUUAGAUGACGUAUUAGCAUCAGGGGAGGGGCGAGUUGGCGGUAUAAGAGUAGAACAUGGUGACAGCGGCUCAAUGGCUACUAGGGCCCGUCGGAUGUCCUUUGCCAAGCAGGGAGGUCGAUUGGGCGGGAGUAGUGGCGGGAGUAGCGCGUUUGUAGACACUGGUCUGCAAGGGGAGCUGGAGGGAAUAGACCUUGACGGGGACAAUGCGGCUAACCAUUUCCUGACGAAUGGGACAACGGGAGGGGGCAACCCAAAUGCAAGUCUCGCUUCGAUCUUUGCUCAUGCAGCUGUCAAAGGCGGGAAGAACAGAAAUGGGGACCCCUAUGGCAGCGACGGGGCAGAAGAGUAUGAUGGGACGGGAGAGUUGUCUAUCGGAUCUGACCAGAUGCUGGUGGAGGGAAAAACUUAUCACUGGCAGCCACCAGAGGUGAGUGUGCCACCUCGUUGCACCGACGAAGAAGUGCUGCGUCGUGUAUUGAAACGGCUCGACUUACAGCAUCUGGGCCACAACAAUGCGGCGCUGGUCGAGCUCUUUGGGUCGAGUGGCCGCGUGGACUCAGUCAAGGAGUACAUUUUUCCGACGAAAGUUCCGGAGUCAAUAGAUUUUCAACACGAUAUCAUUCUCGAAGACUCAGACGAUGAAACUGAAAGCGAGGAAGAAGACGAGGCAGGAAAGAAAAAGAAGAGGAAAACCUCUGAAGACGGGGCAGAGGAUGAUGAUCAGAAGGGAGGUGCAAGCAGUAAAAAGACCACUGGGAGCAAAGGCACAUCAGGUUCCAAGGAGUCAAAAAACGCGAGUGACCCAAGUCUAGGUGGUAAGUUUGUUUUCAGUCGGGCUAAGACUUUCACCAGUUACGGCAAUUUGGACGAAGCUGCGAUUCCUAAAGUAACGCCUUUAUACGACAUGGACGCUAUUAGAAAAGCCGAGAAGUGCAACAAUCGGAAGAAUCGCGUCACUCGCAAAUCCCUUAGCGAUAGACAGCCUGUUUGGGCUAUGCCUCCAGCACCGUUGACUGCGGAAACUCGACUUCAGACUCUGGCGCAAAUCACCCACGGCUACCCGGCGAACCUGCAUAGGCAGUCCCAGGUAGACGCGGCGAACGACGGUGCAGAAACACCACCUGAAGGUCAAAGCGGCGACACUCCGAAAGCAUUCUUAGGGGUGUCCAUGCUGGCAGGUGUCACGCCGACUCCGGCCUGGGCAGCGACAAUGAAGAAUUCACCUAAAAACUCUGGUGGUGAGGGGAACAGGCUACAGCAUAUAAAUACCAUAGACGGUACUGGGCGAUCCAGCUCUCCAUCGGGAAAUGGACGAAAUGCGACUUCUGGUGUUGCGCCAAGAAAAAGCUCGGCGGACGAUGUGAGUGGCCCUAGCUUGAGUAACGGACCUACAUCAGCAGGACCUACACCAAUGACAGGGAAAGAUAAGCGAGGCAGCUUUGUUUCCUCAAGCAAUGUCAUCUCUGGGUCCACGCUUACCAUUGAAUCUAGCUCCACAACCGGAAAACAGGGUCCUAGGGAGAACAAGAACAGGAGCAAUAACAAGGACCUACUACUUCAGGAAGAGGAUGAUGAGGGCAUCCAAGUCGACGAUGGCACUGCUGGAGUCUCUGUCCUUUCCAAUUCCACCACAGACCAGGAAAAAGCGUGGAAAAGUUCGCUGAAUCCUGAAAGAGACCUCAAAGCCGAGGUUGCAAUCGAGCGAGAAUUCCCAGGUUUGCCUUUGAUCAAAAUCGUGGACACCUACGUUUUCCCGAUGAAGGUGACGAGCAGUAGCCCAGUCGUGUCCGCAGACCUCGGAUUGCCCUUGUUGGAGCCCUUUUUGAAGAAAGGCGUUUUGUUUGAUUGGCGUAGAGAUCAGAGAGUGCAACCAGCAGCGUUUUCGUUGGGUGUGACGACCAUAGCCAAGGAUCGUGGAGCGCGAGUGGGACUUUCGUUCUCCGCGAUCGAUCCGCAUGGGGUCGCACCAGGAGAACAGGCGCCCAGCGUGUCCCUCGCUGCACCCCCGCCCACGACUGGAGCUGCAGGCCUGACGCAUAGCAGCAGCGGGGACAAAAUCGCUUCUACGGUAGACCCCGUCUCGUCGUCCGAUUUCAGUACGAUCCGACCGACCCUCUCUUCCGGAGCAGUCGUCAUAUCUGCUACUGGCAAGAACUCCACCUCCUAA
Messenger RNA from Amoebophrya sp. A25, 8058 nucleotides. NCBI's taxonomy places the organism in Eukaryota, Dinophyceae, Syndiniales, Amoebophryaceae. The record is from the annotation of a GenBank genome assembly.